AUGAUUCCAAUUUUCUUCCUGGCCACUCUUUGCUUGGAGGUGGUCUCAGCUGCUCCAACACACAAUCCCAGUUUCGAUGCUGUAUGGCAGGAAUGGAAGACAAAACAUGGGAAAACAUACCAUAUGAGUGAAGAAGGACAGAAGAGAGCAGUGUGGGAGAACAACAUGAAAAUGAUUGAGCUGCACAAUCAGGACUAUCUUCAGGGGAAGCAUGGCUUCAGCCUGGAGAUGAAUGCCUUUGGGGAUCUGACCAAUAUAGAAUUCAGAGAAUUGAUGACUGGCUUUCAAAGCAUGGGACCCAAGGAGCAGAACCUUUUCCAGGAGCCUUUGCUGGGAGAUGUCCCAAAGUCUGUGGAUUGGAGAGAUCAUGGCUAUGUGGCUCCUGUGAAGAAUCAGGGUCCUUGUGGCUCUUGUUGGGCAUUUAGUGCAGUUGGUUCCCUGGUAGGACAGAUGUUCCGUAAAACAGGCAAACUGGUCCCUCUGAGUGAACAGAACCUAGUGGACUGCUCCUGGUCACAAGGGAACCAUGGUUGUGAUGGUGGCUUACCAGAGUUUGCCUUCCAGUAUGUGAAGGAUAAUGGAGGCUUGGACACCAGUAUGUCCUAUCCAUAUGAAGCACUGAAUGGAACCUGCAGGUACAAUCCUGAAAAUUCUGCUGCUAACGUCAAGGGGUUUGUGACACUCCCAUCAAGUGAAGCUACCCUAAUGAAGGCUGUGGCCUCUGUGGGGCCCAUCUCAGUUGGAAUUGACACUAAGCACAAUUCGUUCCAGUUCUAUCGGGCUGGCGUGUAUUAUGAGCCAGAGUGUAGCAGCACUCGUCUGGAUCACGCUGUCCUGGUGGUUGGCUAUGGUGAAGAAUUAGAUGGCAGGAAAUACUGGCUGGUCAAGAACAGCUGGGGUAAAUAUUGGGGCCUGAAUGGCUACAUAAAGAUGGCCAAAGACCGGAACAACCACUGUGGAAUUGCUACCGAAGCUUCUUACCCUAUCGUGUGA
This is a messenger RNA of Psammomys obesus (fat sand rat), 993 nucleotides long. Its product is annotated as procathepsin L-like. The coding region runs from base 1 to 993 and encodes 330 amino acids. Gene Ontology annotation, biological process: immune response. Gene Ontology annotation, molecular function: cysteine-type endopeptidase activity. The transcript has 7 exons. Gene Ontology annotation, cellular component: lysosome. The record is from RefSeq and is a predicted model, not a curated record. Lineage: Eukaryota; Metazoa; Chordata; Mammalia; Rodentia; Muridae.